GCCGCCACAACAGCCAUGUUGGCUGGCUGGCUGUGGGGUGAAGGAAGUGGCGGGAGCUGUAGUCCAAAACAUCCGGACCGGCGAGCGAAGGUUUCGAGGCGGAAGAGGCGGGCUACGGAGGCCGACGGAGGCCAAUCCAGACCGCCCGGCGCUUUUCCCGGCACCCCUCCGGGCGGGUUGUACACAAUCAUGGCUGCCGCCUCUGCCUCCCCCGAUUCGGAUGACACCAGCAUGGAUGCAGAAGCUGAGAAUCCGCCUCUAGGCUGCAGGGAUGGCAGCGAUCCUCUUUCUGCUGAGAAACCUUUGGAGACUGAUGAUCCUCAAAGUGAUCCACCUGACCCUCAGGCUUCUGUCAGCAAUGGCAGCGAUUCUGAGACUGGGAAAGAGCUGGUUGAGCUAAAAGUUAUCUGGAACAAAAAUAAGUAUGACUUAAAGUUCCCACUUGAUAACACAGGGGCUGACCUGAAGCAGAAAAUCCACUCACUCACAGGCCUUCCACCUGCAAUGCAGAAGGUCAUGUUCAAAGGACUUCUACCAGAGGAUAAAACUUUACGGGAAAUCAAAGUGAUCAAUGGAGCAAAAAUAAUGGUGGUUGGCUCAACUAUCAAUGAUGUCUUGGCAGUAAACACACCGAAAGAUGCUGCUCAGCAGGAAGUGAAAUCAGAAGAGACCAAAAAGGAGCCCCUUUGCAGACAAAAGCAACACAGGAAAGUGUUAGAUAAAGGAAAACCUGAAGAUGUGAUGCCUUCUGUCAAGGGUGCCCAGGAGCGCCUGCCAACUGUUCCUUUAUCGGGCAUGUACAACAAGUCGGGUGGAAAAGUGCGGCUCACCUUUAAACUCGAACAGGAUCAGCUCUGGAUUGGCACUAAAGAAAGAACAGAAAAGUUGCCCAUGGGGUCUAUCAAGAACGUGGUGAGUGAACCUAUCGAAGGACAUGAGGAUUAUCACAUGAUGGCCUUCCAGCUGGGUCCUACUGAAGCCUCUUACUACUGGGUCUAUUGGGUGCCUACUCAAUACGUCGAUGCCAUCAAGGACACAGUGCUGGGGAAGUGGCAGUAUUUUUGAAGGCACGCUCACCUCUGGCACUGGAGACUGACAUGAACCUAAGGACACUGCUAGGAGAGGCCUGGACAUGGGUCGUCCUGGAACUUCUUAUCGAUACGAUCUCAAAGAGGCCUGGGAGGACGCCAGAGGUGGGGAUCUCUCGCCAUUAGUUUAUUUUUAACUUAAAAAGUGCAGCAGCAGCCUUUGUUCGGCAGCCCAGCUUCAACCAUAUUUAAAAACAAAAAGCAAAUAUGAUGGAAAUCAAUAAAUCUUAAUUCACAAACCACUGUGUGUAAUACACUUUAACUGUGCCAGGUGUAGUAGCCCUUCUGGUUUUCUGUUUCUGCAAGGAGAAAAAUGCUGACACACCGCUGAGGAUUUUCUACAUGAUUUGGACAAGAGACAGAUAUUUUCGUAACUCUUCAUUAACAAGCAUUAUGGUUUGUUUGAGGUAUGCACUUGUGACUGGGAGCUUGAGAAGUAGGUUUCUCUCUCUCCUUUUUAAUACUAAAAGAAAACUUUUAAAUGGUAUGCAAACUUGGGGUUUCAGAAGCCAUAUCUUCCUCGUCCUUAAGUUUCCUGGUAGCUUUUCUGGUAGCAAAAUGGGACAACUCUCUUAACCCAAAGAUGCUUGACUCCUUUUUCAGAUGCUGGCAAUGAUUCUUUAGUGGGGGUUUUCAUGCCUGUUACUGAGAGGAAGGAAGCUUAAUAACGCAGGAGGCUUGCAGCCAUGCUGGACUGUUGCUUACUCUGUUCUGUGUUCUGCCAUUCUCUUUCUCCCUUUCUGCUGCCAUUAUUGGGGGGAAUCUAGACUGCCUUAAGAAGCAUUUCUUGGCUAUCCCUGUUGUUACCAAGAAUUACUUUGCAGCUAGCUUAUGGGUUUGUUAUCUCUUGUUUUACAUAUAACAUUUGCUCUGCAUCCAGACCACAUGCAGUAUCACCCCAGCAUCAGUGGGGCCUCUGAAUGUGUGUACAGUCACACAGCUGCCUCAAAUGUGCUCAGAAGGGAGGUCCCUCCCUGUGUUCAAAGAAGAGGCAAGGCUGGUCUGUGUGAACCUAUGUGCUCUCCUGCACAUUCUAGAGAUGCUGGGUUUGCAGCUGUUAUCUACAGCAAGAGAGGACAUUCUUCAUACCCUUUAAUGUGAGGUUGGUGGCAUUGUCAAAUGUUUUAGCAGCUUUUCCAUAAAACGAUGGUUAAAAUUGAACAAAGUGGUGGUCACUUGCUUUUUGUUCAUUAUACCAGAACUCUAGUCCACUGUGUGGCCUGUGGUGCCUGAGGAAGACAUGAAUUUGCUUUAGAUUACAGGUCCCCCCCCCCCUGUUUGGUGCUCUUUCUACCAUGUUUUCAGCUGAGCGAGUAGCUGGCCAUCACCCUGUUCCUUGGCCACAUGGGGGACCCACAGGUGUCCUUGCACCCUAUCUUCCAAGCAGGUGUUCCUUGAGUCUUUGCCUAGGUGAACUUGAAGUGUGGCUUAACAUCAUGAUUAGCAUUGAUCCUGGUAGGAACUGAGCCAGAGUGGCUGUCAUUCCAGCCUAGCUCAUUCAGGAUAAGUUCCCUCAGGUUCAUGCUUUUUAAGAACAACUCAGACAAAUUGCAUCCAGAGACCUCCCUUGUUCAGUUGAGUUGGCCAUCUUACUUUCUGCUGAGCUAUUGUAUAAAUCUUUUUGUGCCUGGUUGGGGGGGGGCACAUUUCAAGAACCCUUGAAGUAAUUUUGACUUCUGUGCCAUCCAAUUUUGUGGAAGAGACCAGUCUGGUUUUGAUGAUUGAUUUCCCCGCUCCUAAACAUCACCAGGUGUGAAUAGAGAUAUAUAAAACUUCAAAUGAUAAUGCCAUGGUUGGGUCAGGGCAUGUUUUCCUAGAGAAAAAACAGGCAUUUGGAGAAAUUGAAAUUUAUGCAAUUCUUUCUUACCAAACCUAAACCCAAGGCUGUUACUACUAAUGAUUCAUGCAUUUCAUUCAUGAAUAUAAGAAGUAUUGCAGCAGUCAAUUGGCUAUAAUCCUUCAAGUGCUACUUUCAAAAGCUUUUUAUUCAUCAUCCUAGUAGAACAAUAUUGCAUAACGGUUUUUUUAAUCUUUCCACAAAUGCUGAGUUUUUACAGUACCCCCCCCCCCCGGGUAUAUGUGCUAGGGUACCCAAUUAUUUUACACAUCUCUACUAGUAACUCAACUCCUACUGGCAACUAGUAACCUUAAAUACUUAUAGAGUAAGGUUGGCUGAAAUUUUAGCAUUGGAGACGUAAGACACUGUCUUACCAGUUGCUUACCAAUUGCAGGUUGGCAGAGUGCCGCUGCACUCAUGUUCCUGCUUGGAGGCUUUGCACAGGGAUUUGGUCAGCUGCUUUGGGAACAGGAUUGUACUAGAUGGGCAACCUUUGGCCAGACCCAACAGGCUUAUCCUCCAUUCACCAAAUCAGACAGUUGUCUAUAUAGUUCAGUAUUUACACUGACUGUGGCUGUCCAGGGCUUGAGGCAAGAGUCUUUUUCCAGCCUUAAUUGGAGAUGCCAUUGGGGAUUGAACUCGGAACCUUCUGCAUGCAAGGCAGACACUGUACCACUUAUAGCUCUUCUCCCUUCUUAUUUCCUCAUCCCAGGCUCCUUUGAAGGAAGGCUGUCUUUUAACUACCUGUCUGUCAUGGUAUACUUCUCCUUAGUGUUGUAGUUCAAUUCAAGGGUCGUUUGCCUCUGGUUUUCUUUGAUCACCGUAGUGCCCAUUGUGAGCAUCCUUUGUUGUGCAUGGAGGGUGAGCCAGCCUCAGUCUGAGCUUUGGCUGCACCUGAAAACACCCCUGGCCCAGGUCUGUGCCUCCUGGAUUAGAAGACUACUUGAUAUGAGCAUUCCUAAACAUUAGAGAUCUGGUGUCAAUGUCAUCUGCCUUCUGCAAUCAUGUUCCAUUUCCAUGAAAGUGACCUUACCGGAUGCAUCCACACAAAUAAUUACAACUAGUAUUGAGGUUGUUUGUGCUUUAGGGGACGAGUGGGAAGCUGUAAGAAGGUGUGUGCCUUACCUCUGUAUUGUUGGCAUCUGUUUAUUAGCAGGAGUCCCUUCCCCCCCCACAAGGGGGACUAUACCAAGUGAUGCUCAGGUGGGGCAAGGGCAGGAGAGGCCACUCUCUUUUGGUCUUUCUCUUUUGGUCUGCUUUCUAGAGAGGUCCUGCUUUAGGAGAACAGGAGGGACAUCAGAGCACUUUCAGGGUUUUAAUGGCUAUGUGCUCUCUCCAAAGUUGGAGGCAAUAUGCCUGUGAAUAUCAGUUUCUGGGAAUUGUGAGUGAGGCAAGUGUUGUUGCUCUCAAUUCCUGGUUGUGGGCUUCCCUUUGGGGUAUCUGAUUGGCCUGAUGAGGCUGGACUUGAUGGGCCUCCUUGGUUCUGAUCCAGAAGCCUGGCUCCUCUUAGUGUUCUUAUAUUGAAGGUAGUGGGUAAUUGUGACAAGUGGAAGGGAGUCUGACAUGUACGAUACCAAACUGUUUGGCUGUUCGCUCCAGCUCCUUCCCGCAAGUGCUUCAGCCCACCUUCUCAAGGAGUAUGGCUUCUCUCUAGAACAGGGGUCCCCAAACUAAGGCCCGGCGGCCGGAUGCGGCCCAAUCACCUUCUAAAUCUGGCCCGCGGACGGUCCGGGAAUCAGCAUGUUUUUACAUGAGUAGAAUGUGUCCUUUUAUUUAAAAUGCAUCUCUGGGUUAUUUGUGAGGCCUGCCUGGUGUUUUUACAUGAGUAGAAUGUGUGCUUUUAUUUAAAAUGCAUCUCUGGGUUAUUUGUGGGGUAUAGGAAUUCGUUCAUUUUUUCCCCAAAAUAUAGUCCGGCCCCCCACAAGGUCUGAGGGACAGUGGACCGGCCCCCUGCUGAAAAAGUUUGCUGACCCCUGCUCUAGAAGGCAGAGCAACAAUACAAGUAAAUGGCAUAGGAGUCCUGACAGUGGGUUGCCUGCUUCCUUGUGUACAAGGGCACCUGAAGGUUCCCAAAGGACUUGCGUUAGGCUUUUUUUUAAAAAAAUAAAAAUUAGCAUUACAGUGGCUCAAAUCUUUCCCAGGAACAUGCAGUUUAAAAGUGAUUGUGUACUUGCAAAUUUCUAAGUGCUUCCUAUUUGUGCAGCUAAAGGCACAAUUUGUAACGGGGCCGGAAGUGCAGAUAAAGUGGUUGUCAUGGCCUAUCCUUUUAUAAGAUGAUGUGCUGAUGCUUUGAGUUGCCUUCCAGUCUUUAUAUGUGAAGGGCGUGUCUGCAUAAUUGGGGAUGUGGCGAAACAUCUGCAUGGAAUAGGUAAAUGAUUUCUAGGUCCAAGCAUCAGUUGUCUUUUUCUCUCUCUCUAGAAGCAAGCCACAAAUUCUUAGUCUCCAGUCUUCCUCAAGGCCCAACCAUUUUUCAAAAAAAUUAUCUGCAUCAUGUGGCUAAUGCCUCGGAGCCCAGGGGAUUUGCUCAGCCCAGGUCUAAAGAUCCAUCUGAACUUGUAACAUCUGCAUUGUGGCUUUGUUUGAGCCACGGCCUCAUUGAACUUAGUCCCACAACCUGUGUUUAGUGCCAGGACAAAAGCCUUGGAAAUUGGGAAGGUAAAGAAAAUAUAAGCAAUUGCCUCUGAGCAUAAGCAGAGUGCCUUUCUCUUAACCUAUCAGGCUCCUCUUCUCUCUCCUUCAACCUCUCCCACCACACCUGGGGUGCUGUAUCCAACAUCAGCUGUAACUCAGAGCAAACCCAUUGAAAUCAAAAGACCACAUGUUCAUUACUUUCAACGGGCCUCCUCUAAGUACAGCUAACAUUGGAGCCAACCCUUGGGGUUAUCGAGCAAGAUUCCCUAGUGAGAGGGAUGGAGCUUCAGCUUGGCUUGAGUUUGUAUUCUGAUCUUUGGGCAUUUGGAACGCAGCUACAGCCCCACUUGAGCCUUUAGAAAAGAUUCCACCUUUGGUCCUGGAGGCAGCUCUUGCUUCAAGUACUGACUACGAACAAGCAGCUUUUUCAAGCUUGCUGUGUAUUCACAACAGCCUGGCCUGAAGAUGCAGCUGUGUCUUUUUCAGUCCAUGUGUGUAUCUGUAGCCAUCUAUGAUUCCUGCCUUGCAGGGGGUUGAACUAGGUGACCCUUGGGGUGCAUUCCAUCUCUACAGUUCUAUGGUUCUAUGACUAUUCAAUUGAACACAUUUUGAUAGCAGUGUGGCUGACCCUUGUAGGUGUUGGGAGUCACAGUCCAAAACCGCUGGAAAGCGCCAGCUUGUGGAAGAGUAUCUAAUCUGACAAUUCGUUGUGCUUAGGAGAGGGCGUCUUGACUUUCCUCCAGCAUGCCAAUAUUAAUUGGGUUUUUGUGCAAGAGAGGGGCAGCCACAUUGAUGCAGAAGGCUGAACUGGAUGGCCUCAGUAGAACUGGCUUCCUAAUGCUGCUGGUGUUUUUGUUUUUCCCCUCCAUUGUCUGCCCUGUCCUGCUGCCUGAGAUAUCAUUCUUUGCCUCUGCUUGCUUCCAAACUGCAAUCCCUUUCUGUGAGGGAGUGUAUUUGUGCAGCUUGAAAGCAUCACUGCUUAAAAGCCUCCCUGGUGCCAUGUUUACAUGCAGGUUAUAUUCAGAUCAUUUAAUGAGUCUGUUGGAAAACAUUUGCUUGUGUGUGUACCUUCUUAAAGUGUCUGAGUGGGAAAUGAGGUGUCUCUUCUUAGUGGAAGGAAAUAUCAAAGGACUUGACUUUAGAUUACAGGUGCUAGUUUGGUCUGCUUAUUGGGGAAGGCUUCAGCAAACACAAAGAAGUGGGUGGGUGUUCCCCUGUGGGUUUUUUAAAUGAAAAAACCACCUUGGGAGCAUAUCUCCUUUCACCACUCCCAUGGUCUCCAUCCUUUUUGAGGCAGAUUUUCAGUUUUCUUUUUAAAAAAAAAAACUGCCAGGAGGGAAAAAAACAUAGCCUCAUGUUUCCAGCCCUGCUUUCCCCAACCAGGUAUACUCCAGAUGUUUUGGACUACAGCAUCAAUCAGCCCUAGCCAUCAUGGGAAAUGUAGUUUAAAACAUCUGGAGGACCUCCGGUUGGGAAAGGCACUUGUCUCAAUCUCAUGGAGCAGAAACAUCCCAUGUAGGAAAUCACUCUGCAUUUGGUGCCUAGGAAAUGGAGAUGGUGUUCCAGGGCUAAUCUUGCUCUUGCUGAGUUGUUGAUUUUCUUUCCAUUUUCUUAAGCAGGGCCAAAAACCUAGGUUCUGUUGUGCAAUGCAUUUCUCCCACCCAAGGUGCCAUAUUUGGAGACCUCUCCUCCUCCAGACUUGCAGCCAUAGGGAACCUCAGUAUGCCCUUCUCCCAGCACGGACACAUGCUAGCUGUUUGGUCUUACAGGACAGGCUUUCACCACUUGCCCUCCUAGUCUCCCAGUCCUUCCAGAAUGACCUGUCCACAUCAUGCCCACCCCUUGUGGGCAGCUUCACAAGCAAGUGGAGCACCCAAGAAGGGCCCAAGCAGUGAAAGCAGCCAGCUGGGGUGUGGUUGGCAUGCACAUGUACACACAGACCUGCUUAACACUGGUAUGGAUGCAUUUCAGGGGCUGGGAUUAGGUGUUCAGUAUCAGGAAAUCUUCCAUCUCCCCCAGUAUCCCUUCCUGUGUGAAGACUUGCCCUGUGCUGGGGAGAAUUUCUCUUGCACCAUCAUGUGCCUGCCCUCUGAAUCUUAAGCCAGUUCCUUGCAUGGGCAGAAGCUAGGCAGGCAGUGUGUCUAUCCCAAAUAGCCUGGCCUGAUUCACCCUCAUCCCAGGUCCUCUGCAGAGCAGCAGUUUUAUCAUUUCCAGGGCCGGUUAUGGGAACAGGAAGGCAUGAAUGAGGCUGGGUGAACAUUUAAGUCUUAGACGUGCACUGCUGAAAUAUUUUUAAGUGUAACUUUGUCCGGCAAUUAUUCUCCUUGUUCUAUUCUGUAAGAUCAAUCAGUCUUGUCAAUUAAACUUUGAUAAUGAA
Zootoca vivipara (common lizard) is the source of this 7933-nucleotide messenger RNA. It is a transcript of the gene UBFD1, whose product is annotated as ubiquitin family domain containing 1. Lineage: Eukaryota; Metazoa; Chordata; Lepidosauria; Squamata; Lacertidae. Gene Ontology annotation, molecular function: RNA binding; cadherin binding. The record is from RefSeq and is a predicted model, not a curated record.